Saccoglossus kowalevskii is the source of this 804-nucleotide messenger RNA. Its product is annotated as monocarboxylate transporter 12-like. The record is from RefSeq and is a predicted model, not a curated record. Lineage: Eukaryota; Metazoa; Hemichordata; Enteropneusta; Harrimaniidae. Gene Ontology annotation, biological process: monocarboxylic acid transport; transmembrane transport. Gene Ontology annotation, cellular component: basolateral plasma membrane. Gene Ontology annotation, molecular function: monocarboxylic acid transmembrane transporter activity.
AUGACCUCUAAAAAUAGACGUCACGUGGUUGAAGGAACUGACGGAGGAUAUGGAUGGUUGGUUGUUGUAGCAGGAGCCAUAGUCUACGGAUUGGCUGGCGGUCUCCCACAAGCUAUGGGCUCAUUCUUUAUUGAGUUCCGGGGCUAUUUCGAAUCAACUGCAGAGCGCACAGCUUGGGUGAUAUCUAUAUUUGUUGGGUGUGUGUUCGCUAGCGGUAUAGUUGGAUCUUUCAUAGCGAAGUGUUUUGGAACACGUCCAACAGUAUUUGUAGGAGGUUCAUUAGCUGUGUCAGGAUUCUUUAUCAGUAGCUUUGCUACUAGUUUAGAAUUUCUGUAUAUUACCUCAGGAGUUAUGCCAGGACUUGGCAUUGGGAUGUGUCUACCCCCGACGUUGACAAUGGUCGGGCAAUAUUUUCCAAAGAGGUUCGCAGUAGCUAAUGGCUUUUGCAUGAUGGGCAAUGGUAUCACCUUAACAAUAGUACCGCUGAUAAUACAAGCCAGCAUUGACGCUUACAGAUCCGUGUUUGAUGUCACACAGAAUUAUGAUACUACAUUCUACAUCCUUGUUUCUGUGUUUAUUGCAUCCGGAUUGAUAUGUAUACCCGGUGUGAUCGUGAAUCAAAUGAAAAACACGACUCGUACUGCACGGGAAACCAAUUCCUAUUUUGACGACACUGACAUCCGGAAGAAUAUCUGUGAAAUACGAACCAUCGGUGUACAAGUAGAUGAAACUGAAUGGAAUAACACAAAUGACAUGAGUUUCAUCUUGGAUUCUCCUCUUGCAUCAAGUACAGAUAGAGUAUGA